Lucilia cuprina (Australian sheep blowfly) is the source of this 1428-nucleotide messenger RNA. Its product is annotated as zinc finger protein 699. The transcript has a single exon. Bases 206 to 1249 code for a protein of 347 amino acids. Lineage: Eukaryota; Metazoa; Arthropoda; Insecta; Diptera; Calliphoridae. The record is from RefSeq and is a predicted model, not a curated record.
UGUGACGACAGCGUUAGCGUAUAGAUAUCAUUUUGUUGAGAAAAUUUCGAAAAAAUCAACACGGUACCACCGCAUAAAUCUACAAGAGAGUUGACCAAUUGUAGCAAAAAUUUAAGAAAUACCUCGGAAAAUCUGGAAACACUCUAUAUAUUUUGUUGUUGCCUGAACUUGGAACAGAAAAAGAAAAACACACAAAAGGUAAACAAUGAAUAUGAAAAGGAAAUAUGCCACUUUGACAACCACCUCGGGCGGUACUAUCAAAGAAGAGGUGGUGCCUGUCUUAAUACACGAUCCCAAUUCGGGUGAAGAGCCACAGUAUGCCUAUGCUACAUUUGCCACUAGUGAAGAAGCAGAGGCAGCUGUUGCUUCUUUGCAUCAUAGAGGUGGACAUCAUCAGGAAGUGGUCGAUGCUCAAGAGGUAAUAAUCGAUGAACAUGGCAGGGCGGUGGCCAUACAUCAAAUUGUCACCGAAGAUGGCAAUUCUGUGGAGGAUGAUGAAGUUGGCGACGAAUCUGAGAGUGGUCAUACCAUUCUACACAUAGUACCUACUGGCGAGGAGGAUGAGGAAGGUGGUCAUGAUGAGAGCUUGGGCAGUACUGAGGAAUAUGAAAUCACCGAACAAAGCAAUACAGAUAUGAAUACUAUGCGCAAUAAUAAAACAUUUUAUUGUCCCAAUUGUGGCAAUUGCUAUAGUGCAGCCGGUUCCCUUAAGCUGCAUAUGCGUGCCUGCAUGCGUCAAAAGGAAGAAGUGCCUGAGGAGGAUAGAAAAUGUAAAAUUUGCAAUAGAGUUUUCAAUUCUCCCAGUUAUUUAAAAGAACAUUUAUUACGCCAUACCGGUGGAGGCCCUAAACGUUGUCCCCGCUGUUAUCGUAAAUUCAUCGACGAGGAAAAGUUUAAGGCUCACAUGGAACAGCAUAAGCAUCAGGAGAAACUGGAGGCGGAGGCCGAAGCCAUUAGUGCCCAACAUAGUGGCAAAAAGGUAGUAGUCAAGGAGUACACUUGCUCAUUUUGUUCGCAAAACUUUACCGUGGUCUUUGAGGCCGGCACCGUUAAGCGUCGUUAUGCCUGCGAUCCUUGUCGUGAGAAAUUCUCAAAUGCCGAAAUGCUUAAGCAGCAUAAACAAAUGGUCGAAGAGAAACGUGAAUUCUCCUGCGAACGCUGUGGUCGUAAAUUUGUCUUUGAGGGUUUCUUGCAGCGUCAUAUACCCACUUGUGAUGGCACCAUUAAACGGCGUCGUGACAUGAAGUAAUUCCAUAAUUCUCUAUGGACUAAUCCUUUGUUUAUACUUGAAAGGAUCUAUUUAAAUCUAUGUCGUAAAUUAAUUUUGCUUAGUUUUUCUUCUCUCUUCAGUUUUGCUGUAAAAUCUACUAUUAUUACAUUAAUAAGAAAUUUUUCUACAUUUUAGAUUAAAACACAAAAAAUAAUACA